AUGAGAACAUCGGUGGCGGCGUUUCGUAGCUGCUGUGUUCCUGCUCUCUUCUCCACCGCCCCGCUGCUGUGGUCUGCUACCUCUCGACGCAACGCGUUCUCUUUUCCCGGGCCUUCUGCUACUCCACUCCGACGCCGGGGGCUUGUGCUGCCCUUCCGCCUCGCCUCCACCAUCCCUCCUCUGCCACCGCAGGCGAUGUCGAACAUUGGUUCUUCUUCUGACUCUGAGUCCGCCGCCGCCGCCGCUGCAUCACUGGAGAAGCAGUUCGUGGAAUUUCACGCCCGGCUCGAAGAGUCCGGGAGCGUCCGCGAGCGAAUCCGUGGAGUGGUGACGGAGAUGGAGACGGUCAUUCGGCUCAUGCAGUCCAGCAUCCUGCUCCUCCACCAGUCUCACCCCGUUCCAGGUUUGUUGGGAGGUGUGGGGUUGAGGGGUGGUGAAGAGAUUGACGUAGCUCGCCGUCUUUUCUUUUGCUGGCGGUGGUCAGGGUUUCUGCUGGUUUUAAGGGUUCUGAUUCUUCGCAUGUUUCCUUUCCUUUCUUUUUUCCUUUACGGGGGACAGAGGUUUUGGGGAAAGCAGGUAGUACGAUUGGAGUGCUGAAGGAGCUGUUUGGGCGGCUAGGCGGAAUACUCAGAGGAUGCCCCGGUCAGUAUUACAGGUAUGGAGGGGAAGAUGGUGGUGGCUGUUGACAAACUCUAUUGAAAUUUCAUUUGCAUUUACUCUCUAUCUCUCUCUCUCUCAUUCUCAUAUGUGUGAUGGAUAGGUACCAUGGUGAUUGGAGAAGCGAGGCACAGACUGUGGUAUCGCUGCUAGCUUUCCUGCACUGGGUCGAGACGGGGAACCUCCUCAUGCACAGAGAUGUCGAGGAGAAACUUGGAUGUGAGUCCUUUUUCUAUAGCGCAACCUCUGCAUGGUGUUUAUUUGGUUAUAUUUCCUCAACUCCCUAUAGUACCAUUGAUGUAUGGACUUGCUCAGAAAUGUACGGGCCAAAACUCUGUCCUUUUAGACCAGAAAAGUCAGCUCCAUCAGUUCAGUUUAGAUAGCUUGGCUUGUGAAGAUUAUAAAUGCAUGACAUUCAAAGUCUGUCAAUUAUGAACACAAUACAAGGAUCUUUUAUGUUUUUUCUUUUCUUUCUUUCUUUUGAGGAGAGGAGUUGUGAGCAGUUUCUUUUAGAACUACACAUGUAAGGUGAGAGCCCUGCGAGAACUCCUGCUUCCAUACUUGGCCAUCAACUGGCUUUGAAGAUAAUGGCAUACUGCUUAAUGUCUUCUUGGCCUUAGAAUUUCAAUGCAAAGAACAGUUGGCUAUGAAAAUAUUUGAAUUAAUGAAGCAUGCACGAUGCAUACAAGCUACCUUUGUUAUUUUAGCUCGGGUUAUUUUUAAGAUUAAUUUUUCCUUUUGUGUUCAUAGAAUGUAUUGCAUUUUUCUUCUUGUGAGUAUCCUCGUUAUCAUAUACCGUCUGGUUAACAUGCUUAGUCCUCCACAUUUGUAGAAGGAAAUUUAAUGGAUGGUUCGAUUUUAAAAUCUAAGAUGGGAUGGCCAUAAUUUACAAUUCUCCGAAUUUUCUGUUAAAAUGAUGCUUAUAAUUUUUUUAAUUCCAUCUCAUUUUUUAGUGGAUGUGUCAGAGUUUGGUCUGGAUAUCGAAGAUUAUCUGAUUGGUAAGUCAAAAUUCACUCAGUACUCAUAACUUUUUCAUUGUGAUAGUUCAGUUUAUACAUGUGGUAUCGGGGAAUGAACUGUAGCUAUUUCUAUAAAAGGUAACUUGCUGCUAUGGACUUUAUAGACUGAUGCAUGAACCUGUUAGGGUAGAUGAACAUUGACGUAUGGAAUUUUUGUUUCCUGGUGUAUUUGUUCUACAUAAUAAAGGUUCUCAUUUCGUUUUUGAUCCAUUGAUAGAUAAUUUGAAACAGAAUCAGAUGACCUUCUUAUUGCUCUCGUGGAAGUUUCUCUCGUUUGUUUUCUGUGUUUUUUAUGGAUUGUAAGAACGCCACAGUUGGCUAAUCUGGAUUUUGCUUUUGCUUUCGCUCUUGCAGGAUUGUGUUUCAUGUCAAAUGAAUUGGUAAGAUAUUCUUUCUCUUUCUGCAAUAAAAAAAUAAAUUAUUCCAUCAUGUAUCAUAACUCUGUGGACGCUACAAUCCCCCUGACUCCUCGUUUUCAAACAGUCUCACUCAAUUCACAUGACAGGAUUUUUGCGAAUGAUCUCCAUUGUUUUGAAACUCCUGUGAAUUAUAUUUUGUAACAGAAAUAAAACUUAAAGAAGGAAAAACGGAUAAAGAGAAACGGAGUUUGAUGAAGGCAUUUUGUAUUCCUCGUCCUUUAUCAAUUCCCUUAUUAUUAUUUGGCAAUACUGUAUUACAGUACUGUACUUCGACUAAUGGCUUACAAAGAGGAAUAUCAAGGCCUGACGUUCUCUAAUCCUAUCCCAGCCUAGGUAUACUGUGAACCGUGUCACAGCUGGAGAUUACGAUUGCCCGAGAAAAGUUCUAAAGUUCUUAACUGAGCUCCAUACAUCCUUCCGGAUGCUCAACCUCAGAAAUGACUUCCUGCGAAAGAAGUUUGACAGUAAGCUCUCUGUUCCAUUUGUUCCCCCUGCUCCGACCUUAUUGUUUGCUUGGGUUUUUCUUAUUUCCCUAAAUCUUAGAUAAGAUGAGUGGAGUUGCACUCACCAUCCUAGCCAUCCCGGGAGCUUUCUAGGCAUAACCCCCCUCUUUGCAUUUGCUCUAUAGGCAUCAAGUAUGACUUAAGGAGGGUUGAAGAAGUUUUUUACGAUGUCAAGAUCCGAGGCCUGACUUCUGAAACGUCAGCAGCCGGGUGA
This is a messenger RNA of Spirodela intermedia, 2812 nucleotides long. The record is from the annotation of a GenBank genome assembly. NCBI's taxonomy places the organism in Eukaryota, Viridiplantae, Streptophyta, Magnoliopsida, Alismatales, Araceae.